Cladophialophora immunda is the source of this 1236-nucleotide messenger RNA. RefSeq lists its product as uncharacterized. Bases 1 to 1236 code for a protein of 411 amino acids. Lineage: Eukaryota; Fungi; Ascomycota; Eurotiomycetes; Chaetothyriales; Herpotrichiellaceae. The record is from RefSeq and is a predicted model, not a curated record. The transcript has a single exon.
AUGUCCUUCACCGACGUGAACGAGUCCCAUUUCUUGGACGCUGUAGCGAGUACCACCCGCCCAGUGGUCCAGAUCCUCCCUCUUAACGACAACGAGGUUUUCGACUAUCUCGAUGCUCAUCCAGACGCCCUGUCCAGGUACUUGGGAGAGCGUGCUGUCUUGUCGGAGUACUUCAGCAGGGCUAUCGCGCAAAACGAAAAUCCACACGGCGUACCCGCCUUCGUGAAUGCGACCACCCCAACUGCCGGUGAAGCGUUUCUCGAAGAAGCAGACGGUGACAUACAAGGCUCCGCAUUGCGACAUGCUGUGGAUGAUGGGCAGCCUGUCGAUGAAGAGGGCAGCAUGUGUGUGUACCAGGGUCAAGACGACGGAGACAGAGAUGAAGACGAUGAUGAGCAGGGUGACGACAGUGACAAUGGCAGAGAGAGUGACAGCAACGGUGGCAACCACAGUUGGGAGAGCAACGAUGACAGCGACGGUGGAGACGAUGACAACGCCACCUCCAAUGAGGAAUCUUCUCAGGCUGGUCCUAGCUCGACCUCGAGCAGCAACACCCACUCACCCGGCUCCAACAACAGCACCGAUGAAGCUGGAGGCGAUGAUGACGGCGGUGAAGAGGAGCAGGAAGAGCAGCUGAUGCCGUACCCCGCCCCUGCGCAUCUCGUCGCUUCCUCUCGCCUUAGGCCACCAAGACGAUCGUGGGCAUUGUGGGAAGAAGAGGCAUGCAUCCGCCACAUGCUCAACAUCAACGGCGAGCGACGACUCGUAGGGGAAGCACGAUUUCGGGAGGCUCUUCAUCGUAUGCAGAUCCACGACGGCGUCACAAGAACUGGGUACAGUGCAGUCAAGAAUUACUGGAAUCGCGUCGGCCGUGCUCGCUCGAGGUUUGACGAACGAAGAAAUAAGAAAGCGCCAUUGGCAACAUCGAAGCAAGGCAAGAGAGCCAAACGGAAGGCCUAUUACUUGGCGUCCCGACGACGCAAGACGGCCCGAGCCUCCUCUUUCAAGGUGCAAUCUCGCAACAACAGACGUCAACGCUCUCCAGAAAGCUCCACUGAUGAAGACGAAUUGGAUCAUUCCAUCAUGAGUGAUAACGAGGAACCAGUCCAUCUCCGCCACAACCACAAGCGAAAGGACCGAAGUGAUGACAGUGAUGAUGAUUGGGAACCGGGUUCUGCAGCAGCGAACGUCAUGGCGGGUGCGUCAAGGUCAUCACAGAGAGCUUGUGCUGUGUGA